Stylonychia lemnae is the source of this 2280-nucleotide messenger RNA. The record is from the annotation of a GenBank genome assembly. NCBI's taxonomy places the organism in Eukaryota, Ciliophora, Spirotrichea, Sporadotrichida, Oxytrichidae.
AUGUUAGAAAAGAAAAAAUAAUCAAGAAAUAUCGCUAAUAGGUUUACUAAUCAGGUGCUCAAUCACUCACAGAGCUACAAAUAACUAUCGCAAUAUCAAAUACAUACUUAGUAAUCAACUAAAUCCUCUGUAAUAGGGUCUUAGAAAAAUGUCCAGUAACAAACUAGACCUUCUAUGCAGCCAAGUUUAGGUCAAAAUGAGACAAAGUCUAUUCUUAAACAAAAUUCUCAUUCUAAUCUCAAUAACGUGACUUCGUCAACCUACAAUUAAACCAAUACUCCCAGAAACCAAUCACUGUAUAGUCAAAAUUUUGGAUUCAAUCCCCAACUUAAGAAGCAAAAUAAACUGUAUUAGUCAACUGCGAACAAUAACUACAUUUAUUGCAAUUAAAAUGAGCUAUAUUAGGACAUUUAAAGCAAAGAGGAGGGAUAACAGCUAUAGUAUAAAUAUCUGUCUCAAUAAAGUAACUCUAAUAAUAUACCUCUAAAUGAAAGAGCGAAAAAGUUGUUACUCACAUGUCUUAUUUAAAUGGGCAAAAGCUAUGAUAAGAAGACCAAGUUUUUAUCCUAGUUCGAGUACUUCUAGGGAGAUAUGCUUGAAUCUGAGUUGUUCAAUUUUCUUAAGCAAUGCAUUUUACAUUAAUCUUUGAACUAUGAAUUCACAUAGGAGCAACUUAAGACUGAACGUAAAUAUCUUUCUCAUUUUAGAACCAUCAUAUUUGAGUAGCGCUAAUUAAUAGAUAAAAUGAAAAAUACCAAUGUUAUGCUGCUCAGAGAACUUAAAGACUUGAAGCAAGUAUUGAAAGAGUGCCGCACCAAUCUGGAACAGAGCAAUUAGAACUCUGAGAUACUUGAGAAAAUUCAGUUGUUCUAGGGCAUCUCACACGUUGAAAAUGAUUUUGAAUCCUUCCUUAAAGAGGAUGAUAACAUUCAGGCAAGAGUCUUAUUUGAUGAAAAUAAUCCUAAUAGUCAAAAUAUACUUGGCAAUAUUUGCCAUGAAUCAAACGUGAUGUAUGUAAAUAAAGUAUUCGAUACUGGAAGUCUCCAAUGCAAAGACGCCUGUUUUUCAUUUAAUUAGGAAUCGAACAUUCAUUAUCACAAUAGUGAGCAAGCUAGGAGUACCUAGAAUAUGACUCAGCUAAUUUAGCUUCAUCGAAUUAAGAAUUCCAGUCAAUAGUCUAGAUACUUGAAUGAACCACCGUAAAUGAACUACUCCUUUUCUCAAAACUCCUCUUUUGUGGGUGAUAAGACUCAGAGAUAAGAAAUACAUGUAGAAAUAUUGUGUAACCCCAAGAUCAUCAGAAAAACUUAAGUGAAAUAGCCUCAGACCCAAUAUUAGAUCUAAUCCAACAGGCCAGUCAUGGUAAUUUAAGAUGAGGAAGAGUAAACAAGAUUUAUUGCUUAGGGUAGCACUAUUUUAUAAAAUGAAGAAGAUGAUGCCACGAUCCUAAAUGAAUUCGAGGAGAGUCCUGAUAGAUUUGGCCUACUUAGAGCAAGAAGUCUAGAUCAUAAAGAGAUUAGAUCAAGCACUCCACUAAAGAGCAUUAUGAACUUAAACUCGCCUAAGAAUCUGUAUGAAAUUGGAAAGAAGCCUCGGCUCUCCAUAGAAAGCAUUCAAGAACAUAUGGAAUUCCUAGAGAAAUCGCUUGAUAAAAGACUUACUUUGACUGAUAUUACAAGUCCAAUACUAUCUUAGAACAAUAAGCCUAUCUCUUAAAAAGCAAUGAAAUAAUUCGCUUUAGACUUCAAGGAAAACAUCAAUCAUGAUAAAAUAAAUCUAAGACUCAGUAAAUCACCUGGAAAGCAGUUAACUCUCUCGUAAAUACUAUUGGGUUCAAAUUCCUUGCAAAGUUUGACAACGAAGAAUGCUAGUCAACAUUACUAUAACAGCAAAUUAACUUUUAACAAGAGACACUCUCUAAACUAAUUCAAGCCCAAGCCUUAACAGAACUCUACUAUUUCCCAGAUGUAGAUGCUCUCAAGUAGUGGGAAUACUUCUAAUAAGCAGCAAAACUCCCUCAAUAUAAUGACAAUGGAGACCUCUAAAGGAGGGGAUGAUUUAGAUAGAGUUGAUGAAAUUUUACUUGACUAGAAUUUUGUUUCAGUGGGUUCAGGAUAGUCACCAAGAGAUGCGCUGCUCUAAGCAAGGAUGAUUUAGCUUAUCUAGCAAGAAAUCUCAACUCCCUAGUUUGGAAGUCCCAGACAUCACGAAGGCUAAAAUGGUUAGACUGGAUUGAGUAAUCAAAAUAACAUGCUUAAAUUUAAAGGUCUUAGAAGGUGA